Gymnodraco acuticeps is the source of this 6621-nucleotide messenger RNA. It is a transcript of the gene trhra, whose product is annotated as thyrotropin-releasing hormone receptor a. The transcript is spliced from 2 exons. Lineage: Eukaryota; Metazoa; Chordata; Actinopteri; Perciformes; Bathydraconidae. The coding region runs from base 307 to 1554 and encodes 415 amino acids. The record is from RefSeq and is a predicted model, not a curated record. Gene Ontology annotation, molecular function: thyrotropin-releasing hormone receptor activity. Gene Ontology annotation, cellular component: membrane. Gene Ontology annotation, biological process: phospholipase C-activating G protein-coupled receptor signaling pathway.
AUAUGAAACGCUGCAGGAAGCUCUUUCUCAGUCAUGACUGUGUGAGCAGUGAGACAGGAGCAGGGUGCGGAGCUGUCUGCAACACCACCUCUGUCUUCCCUCUCUCUUAAAACUUCAAUCAGCAAGAGGCUCAAACUGCUUUUCAACUGCUAUUUGAUCAUUUGCAAUAUCAAAAUCUGUUUUCACUGGAGAAGAAAAUACAAUUUGCCUGGAUUAUAUGUGGAUGAAAUGAAGUUUUUUGGAGGAUUUAUGCUUGUUGGACUUCCAGGGCCCUGCAGGUAAUUACAAUUUUUUGAUUUCUCAAUUAUGGAAAACCUCACCAUGGAUAACAUGACCAUGGAGAAUGACACGUUGGUGCAUGACAAUCAAACCACGCUGGGGGUUUGGACUGACUACACAAAUGAAUACAAAGUGGUCAGCGUGUUUCUGGUGUCCCUUAUUUGCGGGAUGGGGAUUGUGGGGAAUGUGAUGGUGAUCAUGGUGGUGUUGACCACCAAACACAUGCGGACCCCCACUAACUGUUACCUGGUGAGCCUGGCCGCGGCUGACCUGAUGGUGCUGACGGCGGCCGGGCUGCCCAACAUCACCGACGCCCUGCACGGACAGUGGGUGUACGGCUACGUAGGGUGCCUGGGCAUCACUUAUUUCCAGUACCUGGGAAUAAAUGCGUCCUCCUGCUCCAUCACAGCCUUCACCGUGGAGCGCUACAUCGCCAUCUGCCACCCCAUCAAAGCGCAGUUCCUGUGCACUUUAUCCAGGGCGAAGAAGAUCAUCAUGGUGGUGUGGGCGCUCACCUCCGUCUACUGCGUAAUGUGGCUUUUCCUCUCGGACACGGAGAAGUUGGUGUACGACAACGUGGUGCUUCUCAGCUGCGCCUACAAGGUGUCCAGGACUUACUACCUGCCCAUUUACUUCACGGAUUUCGCGGUGUUUUACGUGCUGCCCCUCAUGCUGGCCACGGUUCUGUACGGACUGAUCGCCCGGAUACUUUUCCUCAACCCGCUGCCAUCUGAUCCAAAGAACAGCACCAAGAAGUGGAAGAAGGAGGCGAGUCAGGGCGGGAGGAUGGUCAGCACCUGCUCCUCCAGCAGCACCACGGCCGCCUCGCGCAGACAGGUGACAAAGAUGCUGGCUGUGGUGGUGGUCCUCUUCGCCUUGCUUUGGAUGCCCUACCGGACCCUAGUGGUUGUCAACUCCUUCCUGGACGACGCCUACCUGGACAACUGGUUCCUGCUCUUCUGCCGACUCUGCGUCUACCUGAACAGCGCCAUCAACCCGGUCAUCUACAACGCCAUGUCCCAGAAGUUCCGAGCGGUUUUUAAGAAGUUGUGUCACUGUGGCCCACAACGUAUGGAGAAACCAGCUGCUUACAGUGUGGCGCUAACCUACAGCGCCAUCAAGGAAUCGUCCAAUGGGGAAAGUCCAGACAACUUCCCUUCAGGAUUGGACGAAGUGACCACGCCGGCGGAUCAGUACUUACCCGGCGUUUUGCCAAGUAGCAAGAAGAAGCCGCUCCUAAAGCCCUCCCUAUCAGGGAGUAAUGUCAAAGUCUGACUAUAAACAAACGUUGCCCUUAAAGACAGUAGCAGAGACUUAGCUGCAGGAUGGAUUUAGUUACACAUGGGACUUUUUAGAGAAGAUUUAAUUAAAAGUACCCCAACACAACCAAUUUGAUGUGUUUUCCCUUCCUUUUCUUUUUGGCCCAAAAAUAUAAUAGGAUGCUAUUUGAUGAGCCAACUUCAGCAUUUUAUACAAAGCAGAUACAGGUAGCUUUCACAAACCUUGCAAAGAUACAAUUUAUUGGUACAAAAAACAGAAACCAAAUUGGAGCAUCCACUUCCCCUUCCCUCUUCACACAAAACAGAACCAGACUAAUAUGCCACACUUAAUAUUGGUAGUUUCCUGCUAUAUGAUGCGGCUCAGUGAUAUUUAAAAACAUACUUAUUUCAAUAUUUAUCAAAGAACUAUUGUUGUUCUAACCAAGAAUCAUGCAAGCUUUGGACAGAAUAUAUAUUUAAAUUAUUAAAAUGAUCACAAAUAGAAAUAGAAUAUUCAAUCCCCUCUAGUCCUAUUAAAUCCCCCUGUGUGUAAUGUUUACAGCCAUGGUCUUCUCUUCAUGGUCAGUGUUGUUACAGUUUGUUGCCGAUGUGUUUUAAUGAGAGCCUUCCCAGCUAGAAAUGUUUGGUUCUAAAAACAUUCUGAGAAUGUUACAUUCAUUGUUCUAGGAAUGUUUUCAGCAGGAAGUUUUCUUUUGGUUCCCAGAACAUUCUUCUGAAAGGUAGGAUAACGUUCUCUAAAAACAUUCUUAAAAUGUUUGGUGAUAACAUUGUUAGAACAUUAUGCCCUCCUGUUCUUAAAACGUUUUUAGCGGGAAGUUUUUGUUUGGUUCCUAGAAUGUUCUUCUGAAAGAUAGGAUAACUUUCUCUAAAAACAUUCUUAAAAUGCUUGGUAAUAACCUUUUCUAAAUGUUUUUGAUAACAUUGUUGGAACAUUAUGCCGUACUAUUCUUAAAACGUUUUCAGCUGCAAGUUAGAUUUUUUUAUGUUGCCAGAAUGUUAUUAUUUUAGAGAAGGAUAACGUGCUUUAUCGUUCCGAUUUAUCAAAAGUCUUUUUUUCUUUUUUUGUAUGUGACCAGCAGCUAGUACAAGUCACUGUCGGUGUCACAUGCUCUGGAGGGGACCCAUAAUCAGACUCGGAAUCAGCUGGUGAAAGUAACAUUUGUUUAUUAGAAAAGGGGAGCUGGGAGUGGAGGUUGGUGAUGGCGGCAGUGGGAAAUAGUUGUUCCAGGGUGGGAGGAGAGGCCUGGCUGGUAUUGGGAGUGUGGAAGGCCUUGGAUUCCUCCUGGGAGAGACACAAAAAUGAGUGUGAGGCAAAAGCAGGCGAAGUUGUCAAAGAAUAUGCUGGUAAAAAGCUAGAGCGGCACGCAACAAUCUGGCAGGGAAUGAGUGCAGGCUGCAGGCUUUCAUAGUGUGGCUGAUGAGCAGGUUGGAGGUGUGGUUGAUUGGAGAUGGCUCCCAGCUGUGUAGAGCAGACCAGCAGGCACGGGGGGGGGGAUAUUUGUAUCCAAUAUGCAUAAACAGCGGACACUGUUUAUACGCAGCCCUCACAAACCACACACGGCCAGAUAGCCUAUCUAACAGUUAGAACCUACAUACGAGACACAACCUUUAUAAUCAGAAAAAAGUGUGAUUAUUUUCUGAUAUUUUACACAUGAUAUUAUGAAUACUGUGGGCCUAAAUACCUUAGUGUAAUUAUAAGUGUAUGUGAGUGAAUAUUGGCAUGCAUAAAUUCGUUUUUAUACGUCCUAUUCAUUGUCUCAAUGCGCUCAUACAUCUUAAGAAAGUUAUCACCAACAAUUAGAGAACGUUAUCCUACCUUUCAGAAGAACAUUCUGGGAACCAAAAUAAAACGUCCCGCUGAAAACUUUCCUAGAACAAUGAAUGGUAACAUUCUCAGAAUUUUUUGAGAACCAAAAAUGUCUAGCUGGGAACUCAGACACGCCACCGCAAACAUGCAAUAUCUGCUUACAGCUUUUUUUUCUUUUUUUUUAUAACAUCCUUUUCAAACAAAUGCAACAAGUUUGUUUUCUAAAGCGCUCUAGAAAUAAAUCUGACGUUGAUCAUGACUGUGUUAAUAUUUGCCAUCACAGGAACGUUUUGUAAAAAAAGAAUAACAUCCUGAAAACAUUUUCAGAAUGUUGCUUGGAGAAUGUUCUUCAUUUGUUAUCAUGUAACAUUGAGGGAACAUUUUAUAAAGAACAUCUUUAAUGUGUUACCCAACAACGUCCAACACAUAUUCUUAGAAUGUUGCAGGCAAAACGUUCCACCUUUGUUAACAUAUCACAUUAAAGGAACGUUUUAUAAAUAAACUUUCUGUCAUCUCAGGCCUUAAUAACAUCCUCAAAACAUCCCCUGAAUGUUGCAGUUAAAGCGUUAUCUCUUAGUUAACCUUAAACCUUAUAGGAACAUUAUUUGAAAAAAUAAACAUCCUAAAAAGGUUCUUUGAACAUCAGAUUAAAACGUUUCUUUAAAACCUUAUUAGAACCUGUAGGUAACGUUAGCCAAAGUUGUGAGAACGUUCCCCGCUAGCUGGGUUACUACUUGUUCCUACAGAUCGGUCUACAGUAAUUACUGGUUUGAUGGCAAGUCCAUGUACUCUGUGUAGAGUAUCAGGUUGUGAUGCUUCAGGUUUAAAUUAGUUCCCAUCUUGCUGUUACAGUAUCUUUUUCGUUUCAGUCUCUAAAUCACAUUAGCGCAGUCCUGUUUGGGACUGUCUUUUAACUGUUUUUUAAUUGAAUAUCCAAAACUAAAUGGAGUUUUGUAAAACCAUGCUGUACCAGGCAGUGGAAAUGUGGCACAAGACACCAAAGUAACACCUAUGGAUGCGGAGGGUUCGGGAACUUUAUACGCGGGGAAGUCAAACUUUUUGGUCUUCAUGGGCCACAUAGCAACUUCCAAAGAAAUGAACCGGGGCCCGCCUCUAACGCUAUAUCCAGUUCUCUGAAAUGAGGCUGUCAGUUGCUAAAAUAAUAUCCUUAGCAGUAACAAGUUAUGUAAGUGUGUUGGAAAGGUAGGGUUAGGGUUAUCAGUUUUGGUCUCAGUGCAUUCAUUGGACAGACCGGUCCAAUCGUGCUAGCUUGCUGUGUGCUGGCGGUUUGCAGGGUGGAUAUUUUUUAUUAAAAUAAAUAAACUCCCAAUUUUCGAAAAGCAUAUUUUGUUGUUUUAUCUGGAAUUUCCAAUGCUCCCUUUGGAAUUGCCCCCCAUUGACAUGAUGUCUUUUGUUCCCUCGGCCCAAUAGUCCACAUGCAAAUAAACACAGUCGACAAUAACCAACGUGUUUAUUUGUGUUAAGUGGUAGAAGUAAAGAAAUAGAUUUGGAAAAUUAAACAGUAUUGGAAGUGAGAAUUGAGGGCUUUCCUCGUAAUGUAGAGCUUUCUCCCUUGAUUAAGGCAUCACAUCUACUUUGUUUAAGAAAAUAUCAUGGUUUAAAAUGGAACCUUUUUUGUCAGAAAGCCCUCAAGGCUAACUUCUCCCAUGUGAGGUGGAGCUACUGAUCUAAUGGAACAUACACGUACAGCACUGGCACUAACAUCAAGCUAUCUGUUGGUAGUGUUAACUGAAAUCCUCCAAACAGUCGGCUGGGGUUUUCUUUCCUACACAUGUUAAAUAUGUAAGAUGUAAUGAGUGGUUUUGGAGGCUUUAAAGUUGUUUCAGUCAAUUUUCUGUUGAGUAAUAAGUACAGUAACGUCAUUUAAAUGAAUAAAAUGUAAUGUAAUGGGAAAUGUUUCAAGAAACUUGGCCAAAAGUGCAUAAGACUGCUUGAGGAUAGCUUGUGUUUUUGUGUUAAGACUGGGUAGCAUGUAAAAGUAUGUUGUUAAGCAAUCUAAUUCAUCAAAAGUAUAUCCAAGUUCCUAAUGUUAUAACAUAGAACAUUGCAUAUCACACCUGUGUUUAUAUCGCCAAGCCCUAGGAUGCAAUCUAAUUUGUUAUCAUGGAUAACUCGUAGCAAAAGCCUUUGUUCAAGCACCUCCUUUCAAGAAACCAUGUAAUUCACACCGUGAAAUUUUAAUCUUACUCAUAGAGAAAAAAAAAAGAAUGGGCAUGGAAUAAAAUGACCUUUUUAAAAAGUAAAAAAAAGGCCAGAUAUUACAGAAACUAAUUUAAACCUGCUGUGUCAAUCUAAGACCGCAGGGACUUUGUCUUUACAGUGACAGACACAACAAGCUUUACGAUGCUUUGGACACUGUGAAUAAGACCACUGAGGACUCUGAGCAGUCUCUGAAGGUUAGCAGCCAGUGUAUAAUGAUGAGGAAGAAAUGUGUAACCCUGACAGCGAGGCUGUUUGUCAAAGGGUCAGCAGGCAGUAAUUCACUAAUAUUGGCACAGACUGCAGAGUGCAGCAAUUUUCUGUGAUGUAUAUGCUCGGCAAAAAUCUCGGAGCAAUGAUGGAAUGUGUAAAUAGAUCACGACAAAGUGCCAUACUUAAGCUGGUGCAAUCCACAGUAUGUAUAGCUCACCCUGCUAUUAAAAGAAGCAUUUUCUGCUGUUUGUUUGACCUAUGUAUACAAAUUGAAUAGCAGGGAAUGACAUCUGUGUGAACUUAAUGAAAAGAACCUGUUCAUUAUGAGCAGUCAGCUUUUCUGUGUAAAGUUGCUCAAAUGUAAUUGUGCAGUUCAACGUGAAAUGAUUAAACGUUUUAUUUUCAAUUGUGUGCCAGCAAGUGCAUUUAAAAAAGAAAAAAAAGCUUGUUUCUAUCCAGUGAUGUUUUUUUUAAUUUCAAACAAAUCAGUGGAAGCUAACAAGCUCCAAAUAUGAAUAUGUGAGAGAUAAAAGCUUUGGAGCUUGUAGUGCAAAUUACCUUUUAUUCAUGCACUUUUAUUUAUUUUCUUCCUUUGCCCUCAGUUAAAAUGCAUUCUGUUUAUAGUAAAACAUCACAGUUGUAAUGAAGAUGUGUUGCAUCGUGCGCAGUUUGCAACAUGAACGCAAUGCUUUUGUGAGGUGAACAUGAAGAUCUGACACCAGAUGUAUUUUCAUCUGAGGCGAGGCUUUUUCCUUCUUGCUGUUUAAUGUAUUGUUUUGUAUUUUGUAUUGUUUUGUCUAUAAUAAACAGAGACUAUCAUUG